Molecule: messenger RNA, 2448 nt
Organism: Cylicocyclus nassatus
Lineage: Eukaryota; Metazoa; Nematoda; Chromadorea; Rhabditida; Strongylidae
Source: the annotation of a GenBank genome assembly
AUGUCGCUCCUUGGAUCCCAUAAGGCCCAGCUGACCAAAGCAGCCAACAUCUUGCGCAAGAAGAUCGCGGAAGUGGAACAGGCCAACCUGGAAAGCGAAAGCCUUACCUUCGAUGCAGGCAAGGAUUACGAUUUCGUCAUCAGUCGUAGAACUUUCCUUUCCGAAUUUAUUUCUUCUAUUAGUUGCACUGCUUCUUAUUUGCGUGCUCAGCGGGAGAAAGCUGAGGAGUUUGCUCGUUCGAGGCCCGACGAGCAAGGAGAGUUCCCCUUCCUCGUUGAGAUCUACGCGCAUUGGGAGGCCAAUGAUAUGGCGGAUCUCUUGGUGGAAGCGGAUAUUCUGCUUGAACGUUUGGACAACAAGAUCAAACUCCUCCCGAACGCGGAUAUGCUGUACGAGCGUCAUCUCUCGUCGAUUGCUUCCACUCAGCUUACUCUUAACCCCGCAUCGUCCCCCUCUUCUUCUGAUACUGCGCAACCCCAAGUGUCCGCUCAACCCGCGCAGGUUCCUCCUUCUCAGGAUCGUCCAUCGGAUCCUUCUUCAGUUGCGCCGGUUGACCACGACCCCCUCGCGAGUGACGCAGGGACCCCUCAGCAGGGAAACCAGCGUCCGCGAGCCCCAUCUGGAUUUGGCAAUCCCUUUUUGACCCUUCCUCCUGCUCAGACGAGCAUGCACCCUUUUGGAUCUUCAACCCUCCUGCCAAAUCCAACUUCUAACCCUCCACUUGCAUCGACGAGCGGUCCAUCUUCGUCCACCUCGUAUAGCUUGCCCUCCUUCGAGAUACCAUACUUCUCCGGUGACAUGGACGCGUUUCACGAGUUCUGGAACAUCUUCGCCGCGUCAGUACAUAAUAACAACAGUGUACCUGUACCCGUCAAGUUCAUGUACUUGAAGACGCACUUGAGAGGAGACGCAGCCAACAUCAUUGCGAACUUUCAACCCACUGAGGAGAAUUACGAAGAUGCAGUGCGUACCAUCAUCAGCACCUACGAUCGGCCAGAACAUCUGCGAUUGCGCCUCUGGGACAAGCUCAACAAGCAAGCGCCCGCAAAGGAUUCUGCGGCUUCACAACGCGCUACACUUGGUUCCAUCAGAGCUAUCUGGUCUCAGAUGAAGCGCCUGAAAGAGGAAUCGUCGAUAGGUGCACUAAAUAUGAUCCGAUCGAAAUUUCCCCGACGUACGCGCGAGAAGGUUGGCGAGAUGAAGAAGAAAGAAGACCAGAUGUGGACGGUUGACGAUUUACUGAAAGCAUUCGACACGGUUAUCGACAGGCUGCAAAUAGUAGAGGACGCCGAUCCCACUCCUUACGUCAUCUAUAAUUCCGAUUCUACCGUCCGCCAAACCUCCUCCCCGCCGCGCAGGUACUCUAGGGAAAGGCCGCAGCAGACUAGGCCUUCGCAGUGCCAACCAUCGACUUGUCCCACCUGCUCGCGUCCUUUGUGUUCGCCGUCGGAGUAUCGCACGGCUAGAAGUAGAUCACCAACACCAUACUACCCGCGACGCUCAUCUCGUAGUCCAGCACGACCGCAACGUCGCGCUUACCAGGAUUACUGCUGUGCUUUUUGUCAAGUUGAAGGACAUCGAGCGGAAGACUGUUUCGAAGUUCCCUAUCCUACACAGCGGAGAACCAUUGUUAAGCAAGAAGCACCUCCGUGCGCAUUCUGCGGCAGAUCUCACCACCCAGCAUUGUGCUUCAACAGACCGCGAGCGUCCAAUACGUUUACUCCAACGACAAGUUUCCAUCGUCGAUCCAUUUCACCCAAGCGCGUGCAGUUCGACAUUGAAGCUCAGACCUCUACGGAUCGUGCGCUGCAGAGAUCACGCUCUUCUUCACCACGUGCUAGUGUCCGUCUACCGCUCCGGAACAACAAGCGUAUCACGACUUUGACCUUUGGAGGACAUCAGUUCACGGAAGACUCGUCGGAAGUCACGCUUACGCUGUGGGAUAAGUACGAUCGCCCAGUAGACCUUCAGCUUUGGACGCGCGACGUGAUUACGACGGUUCCACGUAUCGACAACAUCGACGAUGUCACCCAGGGCUACUCGGACGAACGAGUCGAAGUGGAUGUGCUUAUCGGCAUAGACAACUACUGGAGAGUCGUAGACUUGAACAGGAAUGAAAGACUUCCAUCAGGAUUGAUACUAUCUCACACGCUAUUCGGACCAGUUCUUUCUGGAUCAGUCCAUCCUGCCGUAAAUAACACCAUUUCGGCCAUGACAGCACUCAAUGAUGACGCGCCAGGGACAGAACAGCUUGUACGAAGUCUUCUUGGCUUAGUUACAAUUGGACUUGAAGAAGACGAAACUUCUACAGACGCCAGCACCAUCAGGCACUUUUACGACACAGUUAGAGUCAUUGACGUACUACACCAACUUGGUAGGACGUCUAGCCAACUGGAUCCUUCUGUUUGUCGUCUGCCUCAACAACAUCCUGGCGAUGGUCCUCGUUAG